CUGGUUCGUUAAUUUUGAUCAUCUCAUCUCAUCUCAAACACCCUUUUCAACUGGCCUGAACUGAAACACCCGCCACCUUCUAGUCUUCCACAGUUUUUGUAUUAAUUACAACUCGUGGAGGAUUAUUUCUUCAUGUUCCCAAACCUCAAUCACCAUGAACGGCACUACCAACAUCAAACUCCUGAGGAGAUCACUUUGCAGCACCACUGCCCAUUUCAAACAACAACCUCUCAUCCCACCCUUCACUUCUCUGCAAUGUGGAGCCAUUCUUCAGUCUCUCACCAACACCAAGUCUCUCCCCAAAGGCCAGAAACUCCACGCCCUCAUGCUCACUUGUGGGAAUCUUCUACGUAACACCUAUCUCAGCUCCAAGCUCGCUUCUUUUUACGCCAGUUGCGGUAAUAUGGGCCAAGCCCACCUGGUUUUUGACGGCGUUGUGGUUAAAAAUUCCUUCUUGUGGAAUUUCAUGAUUAGGGGUUACGCUUGCAAUGGGUUUGCGUUGGAUUCGAUUGUAUUGUACCGUGAAAUGAUUGGUCUUGGGAUAAAGGGGGAUAAUUUCACGUACCCUUUUGUUCUUAAAGCGUGUGGUGAUGCGUUGGCUGUGGAAAUUGGGAGGAGGGUUCAUGGUGAGGUUGUGGUUAGUGGGUUUGAGUCGAAUGUUUAUGUGGGUAAUGCUCUUGUUGCAAUGUACUCAAAGUUUGGGGAUAUGGGAUAUGCGUAUGAGGUGUUCGAUAGAAUGCCUGAGAGAGAUUUGACAUCCUGGAACACUAUGGUUUCGGGUUAUGUGAAGAAUGGUAAUCCGAGAGAGGCUUUAGCAGUGUUUGAGAAAAUGGGGAAGUUUGGAUUAAGGACUGAUGAGACAACUUUGCUGGGAAUUGUUUCGGCUUGUGGUGAGUUGACGGCAUUGAAGCAGGGGAAGGCAAUUCAUGCGUGUGUGGUGAGGAAAAGUGGUGAAGUAUGGAAUGAGUUUUUGACAAAUUCUCUUAUUGAAAUGUAUUGUAAGUGCAAGUGUGUCGCUUAUUCGAGGCGGUUAUUUGAUGGGGCGGAAGUGAAAGAUACCGUUUCAUGGAAUUCUAUGAUUAGAGGUUAUGAGAGGAAUGGCGAUGCAUUUGAAAGUUUAAGGCUUUUCUGUCGAAUGGUUAUGGAAGGUGCAGAGGUUGAUGAAGUAACAAUUGUGACUAUGCUUACUUGUUGUGACCAGAUCAGCGCCUUGCAAUUUGGCAUGUCUGUUCAUUCAUACCUUGUUAAGAAAGGGUUUGGUGCAAAUGUCAUAGUGGGAACUGCUCUUAUAGACAUGUAUUCUAAAUGUGGAAGUUUGUCUUGUUCGCGUCGUUUUUUUGAUGACAUGCCUAGAAAAAAUUUGGUUUCUUGGAGUGCUAUGAUUUCAGGAUAUGGAGCUCAUGGGAGGGGAGAAGAGGCCAUCUCCUGUUAUCAUGAACUCAUAGCAAACAAGUUUAGUCCUGAUGAGGGGGUCCUUACUUCUGUUUUGUCAGCAUGUAGCCAUGCAGGCCUAGUCAAUGAGGGUAAAGAUAUGUUUAAUAGAAUGACCCGAGAAUACAAAGUGAAGCCAACAGUUGCGCACUAUUCAUGUAUGGUGGAUCUUCUCGGCAGAGCAGGGCGCUUAGAUGAAGCAUAUGAACUCAUUAAGACUAUUGAAGUAGAACCCAGCAGUGAUAUAUGGGCUGCACUUCUCUCUGGUUGCAGGCUAUAUCCAAAUGUCAAGCUGGCGGAGAUUUCAGCACAGAAGAUUUUCGAAAUGAACCCAGAGGGAGUGGGUAGUUACAUUUGUCUUUCCAAUAUCUAUGCCGCUGAGAAGCGAUGGGAUGAUGUGGAAAGAGUGAGAGCCAUGGUGAGAAAGAAGGGACUGAAGAAACCACCUGGCUGCACUUUUGUGGAGUUAGACAAGAUGGUUCAUCGGUUCUUAGUUGGGGAUAAGUCGCACCCACAAACAGAGGAUAUUUAUGCCAAGUUAAAAGACUUGAACCUGCGACUCAGGGAGGUUGGAUACAAGCCUGAUACCACUUCUGUGUUGUAUGAUGUAGAAGAAGAAAUGAAGGAGAAGAUGCUUUGGGAUCAUAGUGAAAGAUUGGCAAUUGCAUUUGCCCUUAUUAACACAAGACCAGGGACCACAAUCAGGAUCACCAAGAAUCUUCGUAUCUGUGUUGAUUGCCACACAGUAACGAAAAUGAUUUCUAAAUUCACGGCUCGAGAGAUUAUAAUGCGAGAUAACCAUAGGUUCCACCAUUUUAGAGAUGGAUUUUGCUCUUGUGGUGAUUAUUGGUGACUAAUCUUUCUUCAUAAAAUAUUUGUACAUUCCUUGCUUUGGAAAUAGAGAUUCUUUUAUUCAGAGAGUAGUCAUCUGAAAUUGUUUUGGCAUUGCUACAUUAUGCCAAUUUAUUGGUUAUCCAGAUCCAACAACUUAUUCAUGGAUGGUUGCUUCUUUUCCGACUUGGCUGGUUAUAUCACUUAAAUAGAGAAAAGAUUUUGCUUAUCAAAUAAGAAAGCAGACCACCACCACUAGUGACACUCAUAUCUGUUUCUUUAUCCCACGGGAAUGGCUCCACUGGUUUUGUUGCAUCCAGAAGAUCUUCAGUUGAGAACUUUGGUUUUGAACGUUCCAAGGGACCUAGGCGGUGGUUGUACUUCUCUGAGUCUUGACAGUAAUCCUGCAGAGAAGAAGUAGAAAGAACAUUUUAUCUUUUACCAAAAGCAUAUUCUGAAGGCACAUGUAUGAAGUUCAAGGUUACCUGAUCAGCAUGCAUCUUCUUUACAAAUGUCUUGAAUAUAUUGAAAUUCGUUUCUUGUAGGAGUUCAUCCACCAGACGAAGGCAGGUGUUGAUAAAUUUCUAGUUCUUACCUGCUGAACGAGUUCUUGAGGUGCACAUUUGGCAUCGGCACUUUGUUCAGAGUUCUUCAUCUCUAAACAUGUGUAAUUCAAAAUGGCAUGGUGCCUUGACAGCAUCCUUGCUAUAGGUCGGUACCCAUCUCUAUCCUUCAGGUUAUAGUAUCCUGCGGUAAGCUCCGCAGCAUGAUUAUCAGUUUCAUACCACCAGUGGAUUCCGGAGACCUGUUUUGAUGUUCAAGCAUGAAAUUUUAAUAAUAGUAAUAAUGGGUGAAUGAUGGUAAAUGCUGCUCUUAUGAAUUUUCUGAUGGUAAAUGCUGCUCGUAUGAAUUUUCUUACUUUUGCUGCUAGCUUUAAUUUACAGCCCAGGAAAACUUUGUUGGCUUCAUCCAGGAUCUGAUCACCAUGGCUCAGUAAUUUGUUAGAGUACCAAGUCAAAAAGAACUUCCCUUUCUCAGUAAGGGAGCAUCACAAAGAUUGGCACAUAAUUUGCAAGCAUCUUCUCGUUGAAUGUGAGUGUAGGUGCAUCCUGCAUUUGUAAAGAAAGAGGUUGUAUGCUUGAUAUAUCUGUAAGGAUGGAAGUCGGAAUUGAUGCCACAGCUCGAGGACUUACAAUGAACGUGGAAGCACUCUUAUUUGAUCUUUGCCUCCAUUCUUUGUUUGUUGCUUCUGCACUUCCAAGUAGAUUUUGAAAUGGAACAUCUCUGCAUAAGUACCUUCCAUGAUGAAGCUUAGUUUUCGCUCCCAGAGUACCUGGAGUUGUGCUUGCCAUGGUGACCUUACAGUGGCUUAUCUCCCUUCUUGCUUAUGGUCACUGUCAAGGUGUUUUAAGCCUCUGGAAGUGGCGUGUGUAUAUAUGCUUAUGGGAGUCAUCUUACUAGAAACCUCUGGUUCACUGGUUGGCAAGGCAAAGAGAAAGCAGUGGAUACAAAACGGGCAGACCAAAGCAACUCCACAUUGUUUUUUAGCCAUGCUUAUUAUGAUUAUUGUCUUCUUUCAAGUUUGAAGUCGUUUUCUUCACUAUUUUUUGUGGACUGUAACGCUUAUCGAUCUGCUGAAGGACAAGAACAAGAAAUGCAACCAGAGAAAAAGGUGUGUAUUCAAAACCGUCAAAAAAAGGAAAUUUUCUAUUUGCAUUCUUCGUUAAAGGGCUAAUUUGCAUUCUC
This is a messenger RNA of Rosa chinensis, 4008 nucleotides long. RefSeq names its product pentatricopeptide repeat-containing protein At3g12770-like. Gene Ontology annotation, molecular function: protein binding; RNA binding; zinc ion binding. The transcript has 5 exons. Bases 155 to 2284 code for a protein of 709 amino acids. Lineage: Eukaryota; Viridiplantae; Streptophyta; Magnoliopsida; Rosales; Rosaceae. Gene Ontology annotation, biological process: RNA modification. The record is from RefSeq and is a predicted model, not a curated record.